Molecule: messenger RNA, 3083 nt
Organism: Leptinotarsa decemlineata (Colorado potato beetle)
Lineage: Eukaryota; Metazoa; Arthropoda; Insecta; Coleoptera; Chrysomelidae
Gene: Pex16
Product: peroxisomal biogenesis factor 16
Biological process (GO): peroxisome organization
Cellular component (GO): peroxisomal membrane
Source: RefSeq, a predicted model, not a curated record
UGUGAUAAAACUGUCCAUGGUAAUAAAGAGGAAGAUAUCAGUGUUAUUUAAAGUCAAAUUUUAGGUUAUAGUUUAUAGUUGACAUUGUUUACGGUAGGUUUUUGCAAAGGAAUAUGUCUUCGUUGUUAUUCUCAUGUCCUGACAUUUUUCAUUCUUAUAAAGUCUGGGUUAGCAAAAAUCCACAGUCAUUAGGAGACUGGGAAAAUUCGGCAAAAUGGGUAUCGUAUUUUAUAGCAGGAAGGAUUAAUAACUCCCAUAUACUUUCCGAAUUGGUUUACUGUUUGUCUAACCUUCUUGUUAUGUUCAAUGACAGAAUAAUCAAGAAAACAAUCUGCCAUGUAGACUCGAACACUACACCAGAUAAAAUAAAACUUUGGCUAACAGUAAUUGAGUACUCUGAAGUAUUCUGCGAACUUUCUGCUAGUAAAAUUUGGGGUUCUGCUGGAAAAUGGGUUAUUGUCACCUGCAUACAAGUAUUCAAGUGUAUAGCCAGGUUGUUUCUCGUCUACCAACACAAAGAACCAAUAAUCCAGAAUCCUCCAAUACCAGUUCUGGAUAGAAGAGAUUUGAAGAGUAAUAAUUCGGAUUAUGCAACCAUGGGUGAUUUAGCUCAAGAACAACUCAACUCUGUUUCAUUUACAUUGAAGCGUUCAGGUCGUGUAGUGAGAAAAGUUGACUCUGCCCCACCCUUAGCUAUAAGGAAUUGGAAACCUUUGCUGAAAGCUCCAAGCUUUAGUUGUGGGAAUAACCAAACUAUCGAACAAUCCUUAGCAGGUAGACAACUUAUUGCUGAAACUAUUUAUAUUUCUAAACCUUUGGUUCAUCUGUUGUCGAUGGCUUGUUUUGGGACUAAAACAUGGAAACCGUGGAUGAUAGGGUUAGCUUUAGAUUUGACAAGUUUGCAGCUAUACCGUUCCUGCAGAAGUAAAAGUAUCAAUUCCCUUACUCCACUACAACGUCUUCAACUGUCAAGGAGAACUGUCAUAUUGGUACUGUAUCUAUUGCGUUCACCAAUAUAUGAAAGGUACAGCAAGGACAAGAUAGAUGGUUUCCUGAAAGCUCUCAGUAAAAUCCCUCUAGCUGGAUUAAUUUGCACACCUUUGGCACAAUACCUGCCUUUCUGGCAGAGUACCUAUUUUUAUAUGUGGUCUACGUAGUACAGGUGUUUUUUACUUUUGUGGUAAUUGGUGAGGAUAGACCAGGUGAUACAAUUCACUUUUUAAAAAGUAUGUGAUCAUUAUGUUGGUUAAUUUGGGUUUUUAAGUUAUGUAACGAAUCUGGGUUCUACACCUUUUCAGCUUAGGUUUUGCGUCCAACGUGGUUCGUGAAGAAAUGUUGAACAUGACAAGGUGCAUUCUAGGUAAUCAUAAAAAUUACAAUUCAUUGGCACUUGGAUACAUAGGGUGCCAAUUUGAAAAUAUCCUCUGCGAGUUAUAACUCGCUCAGAAGAUAUCCCAUUCAAAUAAAAUGAAUUUACACAUAUUAGAAGCCGAAACUAUAGAAGAUCAAAAAGAUGCUUCAUUUUAUUUUGAAGGAAGACAGUUUCAAGGAAUAUUUGCAGUCUUACGGCUCAACCCCCGAAUAUCAGGUAGGUAGAUGUUGUCCUGAGAAUCUUUAAAGGAAAAAUAAAUUAAGUGGCAUAUAAUUUUAAAUGGCUUGUAAUUCUCUCUCCACUUUUUAUCAUCAUUUGUUCAGAAUUUUUAGAAAAAUAAUGUUCCAAAAUUACAGAAGUAAUUGUAAUGGCUUUCAAGUUAUUAUUUAAAUGAAAGUAUUUGUAUUGAGUAGGUAUAUUUAUAGUUGAAAUGCUCAGAUUAUUUGAUACACUUCCAAUAUCUGAGUAACACAAUUUUACUCGAGUUUUUCAACACCUCUUUCACUAUUACGAAAAUAAUUUUCAAUUUGUUGAUAGAAAUAUGAAUAUAUCUCAUAAACUAUUCAAAUUGUUGUCUAUUGGUCUUAACAGUAACAGUUUUCGACUCUUCUCCAACUUUUCUAAAAACUUUACUGAGAAUUCAGCAACGAGCUGUGAUCAUUUUUUGUAUAUCAACAUUUGUUUGUAGGGCCUAAAUAGCUAAUUUAACAAAUAUCAGAUUUGCUAUCUCUGUUAAAUACAUCUCACUCUCGAUCAACUGCUGAUAUGGCACUUAAUUACCAUAGCUGGGCACCGUUAAUUAAAUAAAUUACUUCGUUAAUAGCUAACCCGUAAAAAAAAAAUUAAACUAUGUUAAACGUUUAAGCAUUAUCUUUGGGAUGAUUUAAAACAAGUUACCGUUAAUCGUUAAUGCAUUAUAAUCCGAUGAAAAAUGUUUUUUAUAUCAUUGUAAUAAAGAUUACUUACAAGAACUGUUUUGGUUUGGGUUCCGGAAGUGAGAAGGUUAGGAACAAAAAAAAAACGUCUACAGAGUGUCUAAUUUAGUCAUCUGGUAUAUUGUGGAUAUUGCCCUCAAUACGUUUAAGUACCCUUUUGAAAGCGAAACUGGUUUUUCACGGCGGCGCUUGGUAAAUAGUAGGUACUGGAUUAACGAUUAACGAAAUUUAACGAGUCCGUUAAAAUCUUUUUAAGUCAACUCAAAAGUUAAUCCGUAAAAAGGUUGGUUCCUAUUGUAGUGGGUUUAACCAUGAGGUUGAAAAUGUUCCUUGAACUGUACCUUUUUUUUUCGAUUUUCAUAUAAUUUCCUAGAAGGAAGAUCAAGGCGAGAAGUUGAAUAAUAAUUCGAAUAACCUGCUAUUCAUUUUACUGAUGACAGUGACAUUUCAACAAAUAGUUAAAAGUAAUAUUUGUAUUCUACAUAUCCGUGAUAAGCAUUCAGGCUGAGAAGGCCACUCAUAAUUGGGGAUCACUAUUUCCGACUGAAUGCUAACUGUUCUAAGCCAAAGAUUCCUGAAAGUUCACCCAAUCGCAAGGGCUGAAAGUUAGAUUCAGUUGUUGAGCGUACGUUAGUCAUAGGGGCAUGCUGAUUUUGGUAAUAUAUUUCGACUUUUUAUACAAUUUAUUCAUUAUAUGUGUGAUAGUUCUCUUGAGUUUGUUGAAAUUGUGAAAUUUUACCAAAAAAAGAGAAAAAUUAAAUAUGGUUUUGGUUUGA